This is a messenger RNA of Effrenium voratum, 432 nucleotides long. Lineage: Eukaryota; Dinophyceae; Suessiales; Symbiodiniaceae. The record is from the annotation of a GenBank genome assembly.
AUGGUCUUCGCUUGGCAGGAGCCAGACGUACUCGCCGCCUUGUCGAAGGAAGGCUUUGGCCGGGAGCUUGCGGAACAGGUGGCCUGCAAGCUGAAGCAGCAGCUGGAAGCGGGGAAAGGCUAUGACAAGGAGCUCUACCACUUGCCUCAGAUCAUACACCGCGACUACUGCGGCUACUGUGUCUUUGCGACGAAAUCCAAGGGAUGGGGCUAUGGAGAGAUCGGCUGUGAUGGCUAUCCGCCGGAACUGCCGGGCUUGCGGCAGUGGGAUACCAAGGAAGAGUUUGUGGAGUGGUUGGCGGAGCAGUCGGAUUACACCAUGGCCUUCAUGGGAAUGUGCGAUCCGAAGGACUGGCCACAGGAGGACAUGUUCGCAGUGAACAACCAGACCAUUACCCGAUCGAAGCUCACGGAUUCUCUGGACGAAGAGUGA